AUGGAGCAGGGCACGAAACGAAAGGCGGACGACGCACCAGCCAAUGCCGAAAAGCGGUCCAAGACCAAGAAGCAAUGGCGCGUGCCACGGCGCGGCGAUCCCCCCAAGACGAUUGAGCCUGGCGACAGUGGCGUCUGGGUGACAUGUAGCAAGGGCAAGGAAGGCAAGUGCAUUGGCGAGAUCCUGGACCUCUUCACAGAGUACGCCGAGCGUCUGUACCCUCAAGCUGGCCAGGAACAGGACGGUGCAGAAGCCGACGAGGACGAGGAAGACAUCGAGAAAGCGAUCAAGGCGGAAGUCGACGAUAUCCGCAAGCCGGGAGCUGCUCGGUUGUUCACGCCAGUGAAGAUCAACGUCCAAUGUGUCAUAUUCAUCAAGACCAUCGCGCCGGUUGACCCCGUGGCCUUGGUCAAGACAAUCUGCGAAGAAGCGAUGGAGAAUCGCGCACGUAAGCGUACUCGAUUCGCCCAGCGACUGUCCCCAAUGACUCUCAUGGGCCGAGCAUCAACGGAAGGCCUUGAGCAUGUGGCUCAGGAAGUUCUCGCACCACAGUUUCAUCAAGAACCUUUUCAGAAGCGAACGUUUGCUAUUCGGCCGACUCUCCGUAACCACAACACCUUAACCCGCGACAGCGUGAUUAAACAGGUGGCGUCAAUUGUCGGGCCAGGCCAUCAGGUUGAUUUGAAAAAUUACGAGCUACUGGUCGUCGUGGAAGUCUAUCAGCAUAUCUGCGGUGUCAGCGUGGUUAACGACAGCUUCGAGCGGCUAAAGCGGUACAAUAUUUCGGAGAUUUUCGACCCUACCCCGAAGGACGAGGCGAAGUGA
This is a messenger RNA of Zasmidium cellare ATCC 36951, 825 nucleotides long. RefSeq lists its product as uncharacterized. The record is from RefSeq and is a predicted model, not a curated record. The transcript is spliced from 5 exons. Gene Ontology annotation, biological process: tRNA modification. The coding region runs from base 1 to 825 and encodes 274 amino acids. Lineage: Eukaryota; Fungi; Ascomycota; Dothideomycetes; Mycosphaerellales; Mycosphaerellaceae. Gene Ontology annotation, molecular function: RNA binding.